Messenger RNA from Dacryopinax primogenitus, 354 nucleotides. RefSeq lists its product as uncharacterized. The transcript is spliced from 2 exons. NCBI's taxonomy places the organism in Eukaryota, Fungi, Basidiomycota, Dacrymycetes, Dacrymycetales, Dacrymycetaceae. The record is from RefSeq and is a predicted model, not a curated record. The annotation marks the transcript as partial.
UGCAAGGCCUCUUUCAAAGCUGCAAACCCUGAACAAAGAUGGCAAAACUCGAGCCAAUACUGUGUCCAUGGGAUUGUGGCAAUUGUUUGUUGUCAUGACAUACCCCUAUAUUUAACAAAUUUGAUAGACACUGGAGAGAAGCAUUUCUAUACUGUUACCCUCAUGCAAAAGGUGAUGGAUCAGCUCCCUGCUGCAGCAACUGUCAGUGUACUGUACAACAUUGCUUGCCAGGCACACAGAUCUGUGAAUAAGCAUGGUCUGAUGCCCAAGCUUCAAGGUCAGAUUACAUGGGCAACCUCUGUCCUGCAUGCAUAUGGACAUCAGUGGGCCUGCCAACUUCACUUUCACCCUUGA